AUGUGGGCAGCGGCCCCUCUCCUCCUCCUCCUCCUCCUCCUCCUGGUGCUGCGGCUGUGGCGGCGCAGGGCGGCGCCGCUGGAGGCGGCCGGCCGGGCCGUGCUCAUCACCGGCUGCGAUAGCGGCUUCGGGCACCUGCUGGCGCUCCGCCUCCACCGCCUCGGCUUCACCGUCUUCGCCGGGUGCCUCUGCCCCGGCGGGGAGGGGGCGCGGCGGCUGCAGCGGGAGGCCGGGGUCGGCGCCGGCCGCCUCCGCGUCCUGCGACUCGAUGUCACCCGCACCCGCGACGUGCUGGCUGCCAAGGAGCUGAUCCUCAGCCACUUGCCCGAGCGAGGUUUCUGGGGGCUUGUCAACAAUGCAGGAAUAUCAACAUUUGGCGAGACAGGGUGGCUGUCUAUGGAGAAAUAUGAAAAAUUUGCAGAUGUUAAUCUCCUUGGGAGCAUCAGGACAACUCUGGCAUUUCUUCCCCUUCUAAGGAAAUACAAGGGACGUAUUGUUUUCAUGUCCAGCAUUAUUGCCUAUUUUGCUCUGGGAAAUGGUAUUUAUUCUAUGACCAAGGCAGCUAUUGAAAAAUUCUGUGAUGCUCUGAGACUGGAAAUGAAGAAGUUCGGUGUCCAGGUCUGCAUUAUUCAGCCAGGAAAUUAUGCACGCUCUACAAAAAUUCAGCCACCAAUCAGUGCCGAAGAGAUUUGGAAUGAACUCAGUGAAGAGGAAAAAGCAGCUUACAAUAAGGAGUAUGUUCAAGAACGCGCAAACUUUUUCAACAGCAUACUCAGCGAAGGAAGCGCUAACGGCAAUGAAGUCGUAGAUGCUAUGGUAGAUGCUUUAACAUCUCCUGCACCCAAGGCGCGUUACAUGGUAGCAAAGCUGAAGGAAAAAGCACUGGUGUUUGUGUGUGCUUUAUUCCCAACUGUUGUAAUGGAUUGUGUUUUGUCUUACGCUAUGAGUAAAGUAAAACUUGCAUAGCCUAUGUUGGUAAUAUUCAGUGUCUCAGGCGGGGCACUUUUUUAAAAAAUGCGAAAGCCAGGGCUGAAUCUAUUGCCCCCAGAAAUCAGUAGAAUAGCAUCAACUAUCUGAUACAAACUUUGGAAGAUCUCCCUAGUCAGAACUGUCACUUAUUCGUAGGGAAAAACAUACAGGACCCCACAUAUAAUUUAUAUAUUUGUCAAUGUAACUUUAUUUCUCCCAUGUGGAAAAAACACCUGGCCACUUAUGCUGCUUUAGGUAUUGCCUAGAAAAUUUAAUGCAGCUUUUUCUAAUGCAAUACCAGGUUACUGUGUAACAGUCAUGAUCGAGACAAAGGGGAGCAUAUCCUAUAGGGCAACUGCACACCUGAAAUCAUGACAGCAGAGGUGAAAAUACCUUAUCUGUAGGAACCCAAAUAGUAAUUUAUUAGGGGUGAUGGGAAGAGGUUAAUGGAAAAGCUAGGAAUGAGCAAUAGACCUUGAAAUACUUUAGUUAAGUGGCUGUAGAAAGUUAGGAAGUGUCGAAUAAUAGAGAUGUAAGGUGUUCGGGAUAACUCUGUACAAAGCCAAUAUAUCAUGGACUUUGGAAUAUAAGUAGCAUAUUCCAUUUACAAAUGAAUA
This is a messenger RNA of Phalacrocorax carbo (great cormorant), 1586 nucleotides long. The record is from RefSeq and is a predicted model, not a curated record. Lineage: Eukaryota; Metazoa; Chordata; Aves; Suliformes; Phalacrocoracidae.